Messenger RNA from Mandrillus leucophaeus (drill), 1311 nucleotides. RefSeq lists its product as uncharacterized. The record is from RefSeq and is a predicted model, not a curated record. Gene Ontology annotation, cellular component: mitochondrial matrix. Gene Ontology annotation, molecular function: protein-folding chaperone binding; metal ion binding; ATP binding. NCBI's taxonomy places the organism in Eukaryota, Metazoa, Chordata, Mammalia, Primates, Cercopithecidae.
AUGGCAGGACAAGCGUUUAGAAAGUUUCUUCUACUCUUUGAUGGAGCGUUUGUUGAAAGGAGUGCCACCAUAACUGUAACCAAAGGGGACAUUAUACUUCCAGAAAAAUCUCAAGGAAAAGUAUUGCAAGCAAUAGUCAUAGCUGUUGGAUCAGGUUCUAAAGGAAAGAAGGGUGGAGAGAUUCAACCAGUUAGCAUGAGAGUUGGAGAUAAAGUUCUUCUUCCAGAAUAUGGAGGCACCAAAGUAGUUCCAGAUGACAAGGAUUAUUUCUUAUUUAGAGAUGGUGACAUUCUGGCUGGGCACGGUCUUCUCUGGGGAUGUGGGAAAUGCCGGCAGAGCAUCCUGGGCUCAGAAAUCAGUCGUGGCACCUGGCACCUGCUUGCCCUCGCCAAAUUCAGCCUGUCUUCCUCAGCUGCAUUGUCAGCCACCUUCCCUCCAACUGCCCUGAAGAUGGAAGUGUACCCAACCUUCAAGCCUCUGUCGCUCCAGACUGUGAAGCCUAUGUUUGCUGUACUUUUUGAUGAUGACGCUUACAAGUCUCAUUGUCUCAAUCUGGUGGGACCUGCAGGUACUAAUGGCUGUGACAUCUGGACAGGAGACAAGCAGCAACAGGAACAGGAGAAGCAGUGCCAUGUGCCUGUGGUUAUGCAUACUGGAAAUUCCUCACUUGGUCUGCCUCUUGCACGCUUUGCUGGCGGUGUUCCCUCGGAAGAAAAGCCCUACACCAAGCUCACUGGGGCCAUGCUGGGCUCCACCGGGCACCAUGAACUGACCCAAAACCGGAACACCAAGUCCUUCAGCAUUGGCAUUGGGCAGGAAAACAGGAGCCAGGCAGCCCCGCUGUCAGGCUACGCAAAAGGUCUCCAAAAGAAAACAGAGGCUUUGUGUUUGCACGGGGACUCGCACAGCUCACCAGGAUCAAAGGCCAAGGAGUCUCUGGCAGGAAUUAGGCCAUCCCCCACCUACCAGCAGGCUAAGUCCUCCCCAGCACGGCUGGGCUGCUGCCCCUGGGUCUCACCUAUCACCAAAGAGAAGCUGGACAGGGACUCAGGGAACUUCCAGAAAUGCGGCGAUGACAAAGGUGUUCCUUAUAAGUUCCUGCAGGACGGCUUGGAGAGUGCAGAAGACAAGGGGACCAUUCUCUUCUGCAUUUCCAGGGGAGAGGACAAAGCCACAGUCAUCUGCACGUGCCUGCAGCCAUCUGCAUGGCUGUCUCUGCCCUUUUCUCGGGAGAGCGCAGUUUUGCUAAUGUACAACCACUCCAACACAGAUUUGGAUAUGGCAGUGAGCCCAACUGGAAAGAAGUCCUAA